Molecule: messenger RNA, 219 nt
Organism: Necator americanus (New World hookworm)
Lineage: Eukaryota; Metazoa; Nematoda; Chromadorea; Rhabditida; Ancylostomatidae
Exons: 1
Coding region: 1-219 (72 amino acids)
Source: RefSeq, a predicted model, not a curated record
AUGCGAGAGAGAGCUGACGUCAAUGACGCAGAGGUGGACGAUCACGAACGACAACACGACCUCGAGCUGCUCGUUGUUCCUAUGCUCAUGUCGCAUGUUUGCAAGGCUGAACCACUGUACACCUUGGAUUACACUACAGAAUACUGUACUGGGGAAGUAUCGAAGCGAGCCGGGAGUAGAUUCACUUCUUUUUUCCGAAAGAAUCUGGAAAUAGAUUAG